Guillardia theta CCMP2712 is the source of this 2379-nucleotide messenger RNA. RefSeq lists its product as hypothetical. Bases 1 to 2379 code for a protein of 792 amino acids. The record is from RefSeq and is a predicted model, not a curated record. NCBI's taxonomy places the organism in Eukaryota, Cryptophyceae, Pyrenomonadales, Geminigeraceae. The transcript is spliced from 20 exons.
AUGCCGCGUACUCUGGAGGAGAUACGAGCAGCAGCAAAAGCUGGCAAGGAGCAAGGGGCGUCGGGCAGGCCGAAGGAUCCCGAGCCAUCAUCGAAGCCAAGCAAAGGCACCAAGCCGAGCACGAAUGGCAGCACCGCGCUCGUCGUCUCAUCGUCGGGGAACGGGGCAGCCAAGUAUCCGGGCCGCAUGAAAGCGUCAGAGGCAGCGUCGCAAUGGACUGAGUCCAGAGCGCUAGUCCCUUCCAAGGGCAAAGACCUGACGCCCAUGCAGACACCCAAGGCUGUCCCGAAGACUUCUUGGAAGCGAACUGAUGUGGAGGACGACGGAAGUCAGAGACUUGACUUAGUGUCGCAAACAAACAGCCUCGGCAUGCCCAAGUUCUCGUCGGGUAAGAACGAAGAAGCUCCUGCGAUGCACGGAGUUGGAGAAGCUGCUUCGGCAGCUUUCGACAUGACAGUCAACCAUUGCAAGUUGCUCAUUCUUAUCAGCAAAUACGCGCAAUGUGCGCUGACGGCGGAAGACAACGAGUCGUGGAUAAGGCAGGUGCCGUUAUGGGUCCUUAUCUACGAGGGUAUCAUGAAAGAGGUUAUACAGUUCGACUACGCUCCUUGUUCUGUCCUCCUCUCCUACGACGGGAGCUCACGGCGAAUGUUCUUGAACAUCUCACAAGAAGCCAAGUCAGCCAUCGAGGACUUGAGGGAACAAAGUCUCCUCAAUGGGCUCAAGCUCUCGUCCGAGGACUAUCAGUCAGUGACCUCCUUCCAGGUCUCCCUCAAGGGGCUGCAGUUCCUGAAGACCCUCCCCAACAGUCUCUUUGAGGAGGUCAACCAGUUCCUUUACGCGCCGAAUGCUCCGCACUACGACUCCGAGCUCCUUGAGGUCUUCUUCGACGGGGAGAAUUUUCUGCUGCGCUCCAAGAGCGGCUUCCAGCGGAUGUCAGAUGUGACGGAUGUCGAGGAUGUGUCCUACGUUUCGAGCCCCUUCCUGCCUGACUCCCUCCGGACGCGCUGGGGAAAGCCGAUGAUCUCCAAUGCUCACCGAGCAGCGGAGUCGAGCGCGGCAGCUGCGACUAUACGGAAAGAUCUCGAUGAGGCGAUUGUUCUCUCUUACUGCACCGUCCUUGUUGGAGAAUGGGUUCCGUUCGGUGCCAACAACAUCGUAGCUCUCAACGAGCGACUCGGGGCGUUUGACAGAUGUCAAGGAGGACUUUUUACAGCCUUGGUGGACAAACAUCCGUCGGAUACCAACUUCAAAGUCAUGAUGUUGCUGCUGCCGCUGCUUCUUCCCUCGUUUCCCUCGUCCUCUCGCAUAAUCAUCGACUUCAACCUUGUCCGUUUCAUCAACUUCGAGGCAGAAAUCAACUUCCCCGAGGAGGAUGGAAUGGUUCAGAUUGAGCACUUUGGCAUGCACAUCAAUGUUGACGGAACCAUCUUCUACGGGCUCAAGGUAGAGGCGAUCGUCGAUCACGGAGCUUCAGAUAUCUCGCUCGACAACCUCUCGAGAGUCUUGGUGGACGUUCAGGUCAGGACCGUCUCCUGCGCCUGUCAACCCUCAGCUGCUCUACCCCAGCUGGACUCGAGCAAGAUCCUCAACGACCUGCUCACCAACUACCAGCGGGGGCUGCUGGAUGUUCUCUUCCUCGGAGACUCCGACCAGCGCAACAAGUUGGGCCUGCUGGGCAGGGUGCUGGGACUGAGUUAUGUCAGGUACUGCAUGGUAGUUGCCGACCGGAUCCAGCCGAAGAUGCCGGCGCAGGCGUAUGUGGACAGAGACAAGUAUGAGAACGAGCUGAAGCAGGUCAUCGGCGAUCUCUACAUGGCGCACGACAUCGGGCAGGAGGAUUUGAUUAUUGUCGGCAAAGAUGGUCUGAUCCUAGUGGGUCCCAACGCGGUCAAUCUCAACGAGACCACGGACGCGAUCAACUCCAAACAGCUCGAAGAAACUUUCAGAGCCAUCGAGACCAACAUGAAGUUUCUUGUCGACGCCUCCGCCGCGAAUGAAAGAGCCUCCGCCUCCCUCGCCAUCAUGCAAGUUGUGCUAGCGGGGUCGUUUGCCUUCGACAUCAUCGACCGGAUCGGAGGAGCGACGUUAAACAUCGGGCCUCCGCAAUGGGUCAACUCGUUGAUAGUUGAGCCUCUCCUGCUCCCCCCGGGUGUCUGGCUAGCUGUAAACUUCGUCUGGAUGGCUGUCCUGUGCUACUUCCUCGCUCGGCUGAUGCAGUACCUCUCUCGCAAGACCUUGGGGCUAAUGACAGUUCGCUGUAUCCUGAACAAGAAGAUCAAGUCCGAGGAUGGGCUGCUGAGUGAGCAGAGGGGAGGAGUUGAUAUGGGGGAGAGGGAGAGGGAAGGGAAGGUCGUGGUGGCAAGGGAAAGAAGGUAG